Messenger RNA from Oncorhynchus nerka (sockeye salmon), 5796 nucleotides. RefSeq lists its product as uncharacterized. Gene Ontology annotation, molecular function: RNA endonuclease activity; mRNA binding. Gene Ontology annotation, cellular component: nucleus; cytoplasmic ribonucleoprotein granule. The record is from RefSeq and is a predicted model, not a curated record. Lineage: Eukaryota; Metazoa; Chordata; Actinopteri; Salmoniformes; Salmonidae.
UACGUUGUUGUGUCUAUUGUUUCGUUUUUGAAGACCACACAAGUUCAGACAGAAACUCAAAUGUUGUUCAAUUGACACUUUAUCUCGUUUUAUUUUACCAACGGCUACUGUCGGUCUGGCACAUCGUUUUUUGAUCUUACGUGAGUUCUGACACAACCCCCAUUCCCAUGGCCUCUGCCCUGAGCCAUCUCUCUCCAAUGUCUGGAAGAGAGAGAGAAGGAUGGAGUGAUGGAGGAGGAGAGGACCGGGUGGAGGAUGAGUUUGCGUGUUCCGGCGCGCUACGCGGAGCCCUACUGUCCUUCCACCCCUCCCUGGAGAGGAUAUUUGGGGUGUCCUUUAUGAUCGGGAGAGAGGAGGAUGCUGUGUUGCCACAUGAUGGACAGAUCUGGCUUAAACUAAGAGGAGGAAGGAACGACGUUGUGGCUGCCAAAUUGUUUGUUAAGGGAGUUGUGAACCAGGAGGCCCCGCAGGAAGUUACGUAUCCAGGGGUCCUUCACUGUGUGUUCUGUGGAGCACGGGGGCUGUUCAUGGACUGCCUGAUCAGAAACACCUCUGCUUGCAUAGUGGUGGUUUCCCCAGGCUUCCUGCUCAUCUCAGGUCUGGCAGAACCAGUGGUCAGGGCCUACUCCCUGAUCACAGACCUUGUGGAGCGCUCCGAGGGCACCCAGGGACGAUUCAGCGAGCCUAGGGACAGGGCAGCAGGCGAGACCCUGGAUUCUCGUCGGGCCUUCAAGUCUCUGGUGGAGAGAUGGGAUGACAGGCACACUCUGGACCUGCUAGUGCUACCGGGAGCAGUGAAGGAGACUUUACUGGGUCUGGUAAGGGAAUCUGGGCUGGGAUCUAACCCUGGUCCCGGGGGCUUGAACCCGGGUCAUGGGGGUUCAAACCCAGGUCAUGGGUGUUUAAAUCCUGGUCCAGGGCUGGGCUCAAACCCCAUUCCAGGGCUGGGCUUGAACCUUGGUCUUGGGGGGUCUAGAGACAGAGUGGGUCUAAUGGACACUGAUACACAGAGACUAUGGGACAGCCAAUUCGAAUUAGAUGCACUAACACUUAUGGAUACCAGAAUAGGGACCAGAGCUGGAGAGGCAAGGGACAUACAGGAAGUACAGGGGAUUUCAAUGACCAAAUCAACGACCAAACCUUCCGAACAUUCCUACCACAACCAAGACCCUGGUCUACAGAAUAUUGGACUGUUUUCUCAACAGACGUUCACUACCGCAACUGUAAAAGUUACAGAGGGAAGCAGAUAUGGGACACAAGGAGGGAUAGGGAUUGGGAACGAAGCAGCCCCCCGAGAUCCCAUCUUCCACUCUUUCCCCCAAAACGAAGACAUUUGUGGCCGAGCCGAGGGGUCGGAGGGGGCAAAAGAGGUACAAGGGCAUUCCCCACAGGAGGUAAAGGAGGAGGGACACCUGGAAGAGGAGGAGGAGAUAGAGACAGAGGAGGGAGAAGGGAACAUGUUGUCAGUAGGGAGCAAGGAGGAGUUUGGCCUGCUUCUGAAGUUCUUCACGGCUAUGGGCUAUGCGGAAGACGUGGUACUGAGGGUCCUAGCCCAGCCCAGACCCAGAGAAGCUUCCCAGAUCCUGGACCUGGUGCAACAAGAGCAGGACCGGACCAGACUGGCCAUGAACAGCCUUGUGGAGCUAGCGCAUAGAGAGGUGGAGGAGAGGGGAAGCGAGGGGGAGGAGAGCGGAGGUGAAGAAGUGAGAGGAAAGAGAAGCGGUAUAGAUAAAAGAGUGGAGAUGGAGGGAGGCGUGGGAGAAGGGGUGAGGGCUAGAGAAGAGCAAAGAGAGGAGAAGGGAAGAGGAGGGGAGAGUGCAGGAUUGUCUGAUGAUUUGUCCAAGGAUUCAACAGAGGUAGACAGGGGGAGAGGUGAGGGGGGCAGGGAGAGCGAUGAAGGGAACAGUAAGGGAGGAGAGGUGGGGAACGAUUUUGUACUGGGGGUGCUGAAGAGGGCUGCGGCCAACUGUGGGUACACAGAGGAGAAGGUAACAGAAGUAUACAGUAUGUUACCUGAACUGUCCAUACGUCAGCUACUCCUGGAGCUACAGAGAGAGGACACCAGAGAGACAGAAGCCAAAUCCCAGGACAGGGUACGUGACGAACCAAGAGAGGUGAAUGAGGUUGUCUCAGAGGUACGGAAAAAGAAGUGCAGAAAAGAGGAAGCGGAGAAGGAGAGGGGUAAAGAGAGGAAGGCACCGGCACAACCAUUCACAACUACUGAAAACCGAGGAGUAGAAAGGAAGAGUGCCAAAGGAAUGAGUGAAAGGAAGACGGAUGAGGUAGGAGGAGUGAAGGUGCCAGACCGAACCGUUGAUGGCCCAGUUAGGGUUGAACCGGAUCUGGCUCAGUGGAAUGCUGUGAUGAACCAGGUUCCGUUCCCGACCCAUGGUCUCCAGAAGAACCCCACACAGACACGACAGCAACCCGGCCAACACACCCCCCGUCGAGCCAGCCCCCCUUUAGUCAGAGGGCCUCCCCAGCCCACCUACCCCAUCACACUACCUCCACAACCCACCAACCUUCCCUUAUUUCCCCAUCAACUCGUUUACCCUCUCAGCCAGCCACACCAGACCACCUUAGACUCCGCCCUCACCGUGAAUAACUCCUCAGCAACCAGAGUGAAGGAGAAACUGGGUUUCCUUACCCUAGCAACAGAGGUUGGAGAAAGAAAGGGUCUCCCUGCCCCGGCUGUUGACAGAUGGGGUCUCCCGCCAAUGGUAGCAGGGUCGUUAGUGACCGGGCAGCAGCGCUUCCUGGAAGGACUACAGACGCCAUUUGACCUCAAGCUGACUGACCAACCAGGAGACCCAGGGCUCAGGAUGGUGGUCAUCGACGGGAGCAAUGUUGCCAUGAGUCACGGUCUGGGUAAUUUCUUCUCGUGUCGAGGAAUCGCCCUGGCCGUGCAACACUUCUGGAACCGCGGCCAUCGCAGAAUCAGCACCUUACUGCCCCAGUGGAGGCAGAAGAGAGACCCCCGGGUCAAAGAGCAGCACUACCUUACUGAGCUCCAGAACCUGGGUCUCCUCUCCUACACCCCCUCCAGAGAGGUCCAGGGGAAGAGGAUAAACUCAUACGAUGACAGGUUCAUGCUGCAGCUGGCCCAGAAGACGGAUGGCGUGAUCGUGACAAAUGACAACCUUAGAGACCUGCUGGAUGAGUCCGAUGAAUGGAGAGACAUCAUCAAGAAAAGACUCCUCCAGUACACGUUUGUAGGUGAUCACUUCAUGGUGCCUGAUGACCCGCUGGGCCGAGAAGGACCCCAUCUGGAUGACUUCCUACGCUUACUGCACAGGACUCCUGUCUCAGGCAGUCACUCAUUUGCGGGCACUGCCUCCACCCCCUUCCCCCAAGCUCCCAGGGCCCAGACAGAGGUCCUGAAGUUCAGGGACAGAACACCUGGUGUAGCUGUAGAGCCAGAGUCCAGCCAGGCCCGCGGCAGAGGGAAAAGGAAGGGGCAGGCUAAGGCUGGACACGGUAGCCCUGGAAUGGACCUUGUUCCAGGGAUGGGCCUUGGCCUGGAUAUGGAGAGGAGUGCAGCAGAGACCUCCAGACUUAGGGAGAGCUUAUCCCAGGUGUUCCCAGGACAAGACAGCAUUGUUACUCUGGUGCUGCAGUGUAACCCUACAGUGACUGACAUCAAUUCACUGUCACACUUUAUGCUGCAGCAACAGAUAGAGAGUGAGCAUGGGGGCGUAGACUGAGUGAUGGGGGAGGACGCUUGUUUGUGUGUGUGUGUCUGUGUGUGUGUGCGUGCGUGUGUUUGAGGUGGUAUUCCAGAAAAAUAAGACUAAUGUUUGAAGACCAAUAACUUUCUUUCUUCCUUUCUAUUCAGUCUAGUCCAUCGUGUGCAUAUUGAUGUAUUCAUGUGUAUUAUUUAAGUGUUUGAAUGAUAGGUUUAGUUAAAAGACAGACAGAUCUUCAAAUUAUGUUUCUUAAUAGAUUUUUAUCCAGUUAAUGUUGGAAACAGGACUUAAAUACUGCAAAACAAUUUUUAAAACAUAUUUCGUACCCUUACAUUUUUAUUUUAUUUUUUGUAUCACUUCUGGCCACUGUUGGAUUUUGUGUUAGGGAUGAGUAGUGUUGCUGAAUUCAGUGUACAAUGUUAUCUAUUGAACAUGACAUUACAGCAUGGAAUUAUUAAGUUGAUGAUGCUCAACUUCCAAUGAAUAAUUUCAAACUCAGAAGUGUCGUACUUCAAUAGUAUAACUUUGUUAAUGUUAUUACAUGAACUGUAGUUUAAAGAGUAAGACAAUUGUUUAUUUUUAUACUGUGUAUUCAUACCAUAAAUGCCGUUUGAAAUAGGAAUAAUAUUAUUGUAAGAAGAGUUAGAAAAUGCAUAUAAACCAUAAUAAGAAUUAACAAAUUGAACAAUCAUUAGUUGGUAAUAUUGAAAAAAUAUAAUCAAUCAAGUCUCAUUAAUCAAUCAACGAAUUAACCAAUUACACAUGUUCUCCUUGUGGGGACUGUUACAUUGAAUGUAACCCACAGAAUGUAAAUUCAAACACACGUUUGUCAUGUUAAGACAGUUGUUUACACUUAGAAAUAACAAGAAAAGUAAGUACAUUGAAUCAAAAACAUGGAAGGUGUUCUACAGGGGUUGAUUCUUGGUCCUGUACUUUUUACUGUUUACAUUAACAAAAUGGACUUGUCUGUAAAACAAUUGUAACCUGCACUUGUAUGCCUAAAGUACUGUUGUUUAAUGCUAUUGUUGACCAAGCAUGGUUGACCAGGCUCUGUCUGAACUACAGUCUGCCGUCAUUGUAUUACAGAAAAACUUUAUUGACCUGAAAUUAGUAUUGAAUACAGGUAAAAGUAUAUGUAGUUCUCUAGAGCACAUAAACAUAGCUCUGUGUUAAGCAUAUGUACUUUGGAUGGUGUCAACAUUGAUUGUGUCCCUGCUUCUAAGUAUCUGUAUAGCUGAAAAGCUGUCUUUUAAAAAGCAUAUUCAUGAGUUAGUUAAGAAGCUGAGAAUAAAAAUGAGCUUCUUCUAUAGAAACAGGUCUUGUCUCUCGAUAAAUAGAGGAACUGGGGCGGCAGGGUAGCCUAGUGGUUAGAGCGUUGGACUAGUAACCGAAAGGUUUCACGUUCAAAUCCCUGAGCUGACAAGGUACAAAUCUGUCGUUCUGCCCCUGAACAGGCAGUUUAACCCACUGUUCCUAGGCCGUCAUUGAAAAUAAGAAUUUGUUCUUAACUGACUUGCCUAGUUAAAUAAAGGUUCAAAAAAUCCAUUUAAAAAAGCAGAUUAUUCCUAGACUAUGGCAACAUCUAUAUGAAAGCAGCUGCUACUUCAUUAAAGCCAUUAGAUGCCGUUUAUCAAAGCUCAUUGCGCUUUGUUUUAGUGCGACAAUUGUAAUGCUCAUCACUCUGCAUUCUCUACCAGAAAGUUGCUUGGCCCUUUUUGAUACAUUGCUUUGUUUUCAUUUAUAAAGCACUUUUACAAAAAAGUCCCACUUUACCUAACGUCAUUACUGAACCUUUGACAUACGAGUUACCACACCUGGCCUUUGUAUUUGUUCUCUACUGAGUUAGGUAAAUCAGCUUUUAGUUUUCAUGCACCUUAUAUGUGGAACGAUCUUCAAAAUGUUCUUAAAUGUGUUGUUUUGGUGCCUCUGUGGCAAUUCAGAAAGCUGAUUUUAGGACCUUAUUACUGAUGAAUGUGUUAUUUGUUUUAUGACCGUGUAGUUUCUUUCCUUCUGCUUGCAUUUCGUAUUUAUAUUGAUGUGUGUAUUUUCUGUCAUUUAUGUCAUUCAGGGCUCAUAAAAUAAAUGUUAAAUAAAUGAAUAAAUGGUGAAA